ACCAAUGAGGGCGCAGCAGGCACUAAAAUGGCCAAGCCAAUGGCUGACUGUCUGCUUGGUAUAUAAACGAGGAGCACGGACCUCCAGAGUUGGGUGACCCCUAUUUCGGCUGUGGUGAACAGGAUCUGAUCCCAAGGACUGUUACCUCUAUUCUUGUCUGGUGUGCAGUGUUAGAAAGCAAUCAUGCCUUUCGGUAACACCCACAACAACUUCAAGCUCAACUAUAAGGUUGAGGAGGAGUUCCCUGACCUGUCCAAGCACAACAACCAUAUGGCCAAGGUCCUGACCAAGGAGCUGUAUGGCAAGCUGAGGGAUAAGCAGACACCCAGCGGUUACACCCUGGAUGAUGUCAUCCAGACUGGUGUUGACAACCCCGGUCACCCCUUCAUCAUGACUGUUGGCUGCGUCGCUGGUGAUGAGGAGUCCUAUGAGGUCUUCAAGGAUCUGCUCGACCCCGUCAUCUCCGACCGUCAUGGUGGAUACAAGCCCACUGACAAGCACAAGACCGACCUCAACUUUGAGAACCUGAAGGGUGGUGAUGACCUGGACCCCAACUACGUUCUGUCCAGCCGUGUCCGUACUGGCCGCAGCGUCAAGGGAUUCACCCUCCCCCCCCACAACAGCCGUGGCGAGCGCAGACUUAUCGAGAAGCUGUCCGUUGAGGCUCUGACCAGCCUGGAUGGUGAGUUCAAGGGAAAGUACUACCCCCUCAAGGGCAUGACUGAUGCCGAGCAGGAGCAGCUGAUCGCUGAUCACUUCCUGUUUGACAAGCCCGUCUCUCCCCUGCUGACCUGCGCCGGUAUGGCCCGUGACUGGCCCGACGGCAGAGGCAUCUGGCACAACGACAGCAAGACCUUCCUGGUCUGGGUGAACGAGGAGGAUCACCUUCGUGUCAUCUCCAUGCAGAAGGGCGGCAACAUGAGGGAGGUCUUCAGACGCUUCUGCGUUGGCCUGCAGAAGAUUGAGGAGAUCUUCAAGAAGCACAACCACGGCUUCAUGUGGAACGAGCAUCUCGGCUACAUCCUGACCUGCCCCUCCAACCUGGGUACCGGCCUGCGUGGUGGCGUCCACGUCAAGCUGCCCAAGCUGAGCACACACGCCAAGUUCGAGGAGAUCCUCACCAGGCUGCGUCUGCAGAAGCGUGGCACAGGUGGUGUGGACACUGCCUCCGUGGGCGGUGUGUUUGACAUCUCCAACGCUGACCGUCUGGGUUCCUCCGAGGUUGCUCAGGUCCAGCUGGUGGUUGACGGUGUCAAGCUCAUGGUCGAGAUGGAGAAGAAGCUGGAGAAGGGAGAGGCCAUCGACAGCAUGAUCCCCGCUCAGAAGUAGAGAGACAAUCUUAUGUUUUUCUUGCGACCAUUCAUGUGCAAUCAAGUCAGCUGACAUGCGUGCGGAGGAAACAGCUGCUCACCUAGAGACUCUUGACUCUGCUAACCUCUUAUUCUUCCAUCCAACUUUUUUUUUCUUUUCUCUGUCCUUUGUGCUUUUUUCACGUUCUGUGUUGGUUGGUAACAUCCUGGGAUCAGCCUCCACUGAGCCGGGUUCACCCGGCAGACGUGGCAUCACCUACUUUUUGGUAUAAAAAGUAAUGACUAUUGAACAUGUUCAAUAAAAAAAUUGCCCAAUGAAACAAUAA
This is a messenger RNA of Mugil cephalus (flathead mullet), 1636 nucleotides long. RefSeq names its product creatine kinase, muscle a (gene ckma). The transcript has 8 exons. The coding region runs from base 184 to 1329 and encodes 381 amino acids. NCBI's taxonomy places the organism in Eukaryota, Metazoa, Chordata, Actinopteri, Mugiliformes, Mugilidae. The record is from RefSeq and is a predicted model, not a curated record. Gene Ontology annotation, biological process: phosphocreatine biosynthetic process. Gene Ontology annotation, molecular function: creatine kinase activity.